UCCUGAUCCCUUGUUCUUCUUCAAAGAGAGAUAAAGAAACAAAGCUUUAUGGAAACCAAAGGAUUGGUGAAUUGUUUUCUUCUUUCUUUAUUCUUAUCUUUCUCGUUUUCCUUUGAUCGUGGUGUUCAAGGCCGAUUACUCUCUAUCUACAAACCCCAACCUACCGAUUCUGUUCAUUUUGCCCGCUGGCUUGUCUCUCAGAGCUCCUGGGGCGUCCUCAAUACAAUUUCUAGUGAUUUGGGUGGAUCACCUUUUGGGAAUGUGGUUUCAUUCAGUGAUGGAUUACCUAACAAAGGACAUGGGAUUCCAUAUUUUUACUUGACAACACUUGACCCAACUGCUAGUAAUGCUUUGAAAGAUGACCGUGCUUCAUUUACAAUCAGUGAGUUCCCAAUUGGAACUUGUGGAACUGCAGAUCCUGAGAACCCCACUUGUGCUAAAAUUACUCUUACAGGAAAGUUGAAGGUGGUUGAUGGGAAUAAUGAUGAAGCAGAAUUUGCUAAAACCGCAUUGUUUACAAAACAUCAAGAGAUGAAGGAUUGGCCCAAGGGUCAUAAUUUUCAGAUCUUCAAACUAGAAAUUGAAGAUAUAUUCAUGAUUAAUUGGUAUGGUGGCCCUAAACCUGUUACUGUGGACCAAUACCUACAUGCUAAAGAGAAUAACAGUCUAUACGAUGCCUAAUCCAUUCAUAUGUUGGACUUGAAGUGAUCCAAAGGUGUGAUGUAUCAUGUCUCUUUGUAAAUAUUGAUGAACAUUGUUAAUCAUACAUGUAAUCUUUGAACCCUGUUUGAACAGGAGGAAUAAACUCAAAACAUUAUCUCUGCACAUGUCCAAAGUUCUUUUGAUAUUAAUGGAAUAUUGAAUUGGAGGUUAUGAAUUA
Messenger RNA from Impatiens glandulifera, 880 nucleotides. Its product is annotated as protein CREG1. NCBI's taxonomy places the organism in Eukaryota, Viridiplantae, Streptophyta, Magnoliopsida, Ericales, Balsaminaceae. The coding region runs from base 49 to 681 and encodes 210 amino acids. The record is from RefSeq and is a predicted model, not a curated record. The transcript is spliced from 6 exons.